CUUCGUGCUCGUGCAUCAUCUUCUUUAACGGUCGCGUCUAAUACCCAAAAACAAUCGCACUACAACACGAUUCCGGUAAUAUCGUGCAAUUUGUAUACGAGUUACCAGCAGGUAACAAUGCGAUAGUAUUAUGACCAACAACAUCGCCAGCACUUGCCGAUUCUGAUAUACUCGUAAACAACAUACGCAUGCUGCUUAUUUCGAUUUGGAUUUUCAUGCACAACAGGUUUGGGUUGCCUUCACCCCGCCCCCCUGCAUUUUUCACAAAUUCCCACUAUUUUGACCACGAAGAACAAGAUACAGGUGAUACAAUCUAUUGCAGUAUGAAGAUGACAAUGUGAGGAUUGAUGUCGCGUCAAGUAUCGCUGUUGCAGCUAGUUGUAGCUGUAGAACUGCAGAAAUUUUUCAAUGACGGUAAAACAGUUACUAGGCGGCACAACCACAAGAGCAGAAGUCGUGAUGGAUAUUCGUGAUUCGGGUCUCGUCCUCGGCCGGGUCCGAUAUCGUUGCGGCGUGCGCGCACGGGUGUAAAGCUUGUAUUCGCAGUAAUAUCAUUCGCAACCUUUUCUAGUAGACUUGUGUAAGUCAGACAGUAGUUAAAAGACUCAGAAGCUCGAGCUCGUCCCGCCCUCCGCCCUUGGCUACUUGUCUGACCAGCAGGGACUUGCACUACACUUCGCAACUCUCCGUGUGCUGCAGACAUGCCCCCUUCUACUUCACUGCCUGAAGCUACACCCCAUCCAAGUACGGCACCGAGGAUGAUCCUUUCCUUUUCCUCCAGAGCGUGGUCAAGAAACCCGCUCAUGAUCUUCAUCGCGACCACUCUAUUUCCGCUCUCGCUGGUUUCAGCGCAGGACCAGGUCGCGCGGCUGACGUUCGCGUGUCCCUACUCGUGGGAGAGUUGUUGCGACACGUGGGCAGGUAUUGCCGUGAUCGCGGCCCGGCACGUGAACGCGCGGAAUGACAGCAUCGUGCCGGAGAUUGCGACGUUGAAGAACGUGACCGUCGACCUGUCCACGCAAGACCGCAACGCGUAUGCUAGCGGGUAUGCCCUGGUAAAGGCGUCGCAGGAAGCGACCAGUCCGCCUCACGGAUACAUCGCGUACUACUACAGCUCGGACACGAUCAGCUCGCACAAGUACUUUGCGGAGAAGAACCUGGACACGCCCUUGGUCGGGUGGGGGGCCGCCAGCCCCGUGUUUUUGAAAUUCCCCACUUACUACCAAAACUUCUACAGCGUGUACCCCAACGACGCCCUGGUGGCGCAGCAGAUGGCCCGGGUGUUCGUGAACGAGUUCGGCUGGAAGUUCUUCGCCUGCAUCCAUGAGCCCGACUCCUGGUCCACCGGGUUUAUCGACGUGUUCCAGGAGACCUACAACAGCCUGGUGCCCGCAUCCGCCAACAGCACCGCGGGCAGUCUGACCCGGUACCAGGUUACCCCCGGGUUGCAGCACGAGUACGAUACCACGGUCCGGGCAAUGGAGGCCGGGGUCGCACGCGUGGCGGUGUACAUCAACCUGUCGCCCAGCAGCAUGGCCCGCAUGCUCGCCACCGCCGCGGCGAGGGGCAUGGCGGGGAAGUCCGCCGUGCAGCCCUGGUCCUGGGCGGGCGUGUCCCUCGGCGCGGCGGGCGCCAGCUUCGAGCCGAACUACUACGGUUUGGUGUCGGUGAUGCCAAAGGACAAGGUGCAAACCAAGCUCACCUACCUCCGCGAUAUCUGGUUUUCCGAAAUGGGAACGGGACCACUGCCCACCGCGAGCGCGCUCGGCCUGACCACCGGCGGGGGCGCCACCGACAUGGAAGUCGCGAAUCGCCGCGUGUUGUCCGCAAGCUGCGAAGCCUACGGCGUCUAUGUGUACGACGCCGUUGUGGCGGCGGCGCUGGGCUUUGAGAAGUACGCGAACGGCACGUUCCCGACGUUUGCGUCGGCGCUGGCGGAUGGCGUCGAGAUGAAUGGGAUGACGGGCACGCUGAAGCAGCAGAAGGGGGAUAACAUUCGGAACUGGGGCAUCCGUUCCUCGGGGCUGACGUACGCACUGUUGAACAUUCAGGACCAGAUGCAGGAGAUCACGCGGUUCCAGCAGGCCAGCCAGGUGACGUCCGCACACGUCGCGCAGCUCCGCAGCCCGGGACAGAAGACCACCCUGCCGCUGGCGUACGAGGCCGGGCCCUGCUUCUUCGACCAGAUUGAGUGCAACUUCGGGAAGUGCAUGGACGUGCCGAAGCUCGGCUUCGAGGAGGGCUACUGCGCGUGCAACCCCGGGUUCCUGGGGCAGAAGUGCAACGUGAAGGAAACCCGCGCGAUGACCUUCGGCCCGAGCUCGUCCGGACAAAUAUCCGCGCUCGCGAACGUGUUCUGGUACAAGUUUGACAAGUUCGACGAGACGCAGUUCACGGCCUACUUCACCGUGACCCAGAUGUACAAGGACGACCGCGUGCGAGUGACUAACGGUGUGUACCACGACGCAGUGCUGGACCAAUUGGAGGCCGACCUGCUCAUCUGGCUUCCCAAAGUCACCGUGGAGGACUGCGCCAAGCUCGAGGCCGUCGGGAAGCGCCUGGCGGAGGUGCGGUACCCGAUCGUGUACUACGAGUACCAGGUGCGCGCCGUGGACUGCCCCGUCACCCCCUUCUGGGACUACUACCCCUACGACCGACAGGCGCUGUCCGCGAAGUUUGAAAACGCGAACACCGAUUUGUUUUGGGAGUACGACUUCGAGGUGUGGCGCAGCGGGAGCCACCUGGUGCCCCCGUGGCGCGGGUACCAGCCCGCGCUCGCGACGGACGCGGAGCGCGCCGCGGCGCUGCUGUUCGAGCAACGCUACGCGCCCGGGGAGAAGCACCCGGGGAUUCCGAACAACGAGGUCUACUCCAUGAACUGGAACCCGACGUGGCCGAUCCACUCCGCGUACGUCCGACGGGACCACCAGAGUGUGAACCUCGUCACGGAGGUGGAGCGCGACGCGAGUCUGUGGAUGUACCGGGUGGCCCUGCCCGCCACGCUGCUGGGUACCUUUGCGUUUUCCACCUUCACCGUCGGGCCGCACAACUUGAUGCCCCGGUUCAUGAGUGGCUUUCUCGCCUACAUCGCACUGCAGAAUUUCCGUGCCAACGCGGUGGAAGAGGCGCCGACCACGAUGACGGAAAUUUCCUACUUCGAGGCCUUGCUUCUCUACCUAACCGUGAUGAACGCGUCCUGCGUGAUUGCGGUGAUGGUCGGCGAACUGCUGAUGCAGAAGUACGGCCCGCUGGUGGUGUAUGGAAGCGUCAGGAUUGAAAUCGUCAAAGUCGAAGAAUUUGUGAUGCACAAAAUCGAUACCAGUCGGAGCCUCAGUUUCCGAGUGGCGCAUGACAAAUUUCGGGAGCACCCAAGGCCAGUCUGUCAUGCUGUUUAGGCAAAGAAGACUGCUCCUGUCAUGCUACUCUGACAGCGCAGGGCGUACCCCUAAACAGGCUUGCAAUCGGUUUCAUUUGCCUGCUCCCCAAUACAGGCCUUCAGUGCCCUACAUUUUAUGCAUCGCAAAUCUUUCGAUUUUGUCGCUUUUGAUUCUGACACAUCCAUAUGGUGAACGACCUGGACCGCGUCAGCCGCCGCACCGUGCCGCAGUGCUAUUUCAUCGCCGUGGUGUCCGCCCAGCUCUGCGCGGGGGAGGACAACUGGCUGGGCGUGGGGGUGUACGGGUUUCUCGGCUUGCAGAUGGCGCUCGCCGCCCUCCCGCCCCUCAUCUGGAUGUUGUGGUGCUACGUGCUGGUGGCGAACUCCGACCACUUCUUCCUCUACAACAGCCUCCACGUGGCGGUCAGCGACCCCGCGGCGCCCUGCGAGCUGCGGGACCACGAGCUGACGCUUUUGUACAAGUGGAUCGCGCGCAAGUACGGCUACGCCUCCGAGGCGGACCGGCGGGAGCGGCUCGAGCAAACGUCGGCCGAGCGGCACACGGCCCACAAGGUGGAGUCCAACCAGCACGAAGAGGACGACGAGGCGAAUGAGCAACUGCUGCUGAUUGAGGACGUCGCCAAGUACGUAGUAGAGACCAUCAAGGGCGACCUGGACCUGGAGCGGUGCAUCUUCUACACGAAGGUGAUCUUUGACGUGUGCGACGAAUCCGGCGACGGCAUGCUGAACGUGAAGGAGUGGAAGGACAACUUUCCCAAGUGCGUGGAGGCCACGGCCCGGGGCGGCGGCGCGCUCGCGAAGCGGAGCCGCUGGUUUCUCGCGGCGCUCUACUUCAAGAGGACGUUCCGCGGCUACAAAGCCCCCCAGUACAUAAACAAAUCCAAGUCGGACAAGGAAGGCAUGAACGCGAACAACUACAGCAGUUUGGACCUCGAGCUCAUGCUGUCCGACGCGAACCGCAAGAACGCCUUCGAGCACGUGCUGCCCGGGGGCAAGGCGCUGCAGCACCGCAAGUCGGCGGCCGUCUUCGUCGCCAUGCAUAAGGACGACGGCGCAGAGGUGGACAUUCUCCAGCUGUGUCGCGACCAACUUCUGGAUCGGCACGGGAAGCGCCUCAGCCGCCACGACGUCCCGCUUCCUAGUCCAGAAGCUUUGAAGAACAUAAAGCCGGACGAUGAAGAAGAUGUGCAAGAGCAGGCGCAAGAACGAGGUGGCGGAGAACGAGCUGAAGCUGAUAGAGCAGAGGGAAUAAACGCGACUGCAACUACUUCUAUGAGUCCGGAUAGCGUAGUUGUAGACGUAUCGCAGGACGAUCUUGCAGCAGUUGCAAAAACAGCACAGCGGCCUCCUCGACCGGACCCCGAGGACGAAGAUGAGGUUGUAAUAUCAACACAGCAAGCCGAAGUCGAUCAGCAAGCUGUAGUGGGGGACACAUCUUCAGGCCUAAAGAACCGCAACGGAAAUCUUCUGGCGCAGAAGGUGGAAGGCGAGGGAGCACCAUCAGUACCUCUUCUACUCGACGACGAUGAUGGAGGAGCGAGUAACAGAAGUUUUGCUGCAGCCAGCGGAGCCGCAUCGCCGAGAUUUGAGGUGUCGGAUGCAGAGGAAGUGAAAAGCGUCGGCUUCGGUGGAUAGUGCAGCUGGUACUGCGAAAUGUUAAAGUCACGCGUUCCUUAGGCUUAGCACCAGUAGAUUCAUCAGGAGCAUGCUGCUAUUUGUCGCCCAGCAUCUUUGAAAGCUAAAGCAUUUCUUUUGUGCCAGCGACUAUUUGUGUUUCUCUUUCUAUCCGCGCAUUGCUUGUCUCGCGCCUGGUUGCUUUCGGUUGUGUCGUCCUGCUACGCCGAAGACGAUUUGCUACAUCAAUUGCGAUAGUGCCUGAAGCAGUUGAUGCGACGCCCCCGACGUAAGACGAACAACACUACUCCCUCUGAUAUGCAUUUUAAGAUUUUUCUUGAGAUUUGCCUUAUCUUCGAUUUCGAAGCACCGACGUAACAAGAAACGAAAU
Messenger RNA from Amoebophrya sp. A120, 5402 nucleotides. NCBI's taxonomy places the organism in Eukaryota, Dinophyceae, Syndiniales, Amoebophryaceae. The record is from the annotation of a GenBank genome assembly.